Molecule: messenger RNA, 872 nt
Organism: Belonocnema kinseyi
Lineage: Eukaryota; Metazoa; Arthropoda; Insecta; Hymenoptera; Cynipidae
Exons: 3
Coding region: 160-795 (211 amino acids)
Source: RefSeq, a predicted model, not a curated record
GCGUUUCAGAUCUAUGCGGAGGGCACUUCUGAAAAUGAAGAGUCACGAAGGCGAAGAAGGAAUCCUUCUUAUGAUACUGAAUUCAGUUUUCUAAGACUUUCUCCCCCUACCAAUUCUGUUGAACACCACGCAGCCCUAGAAGGACCUGUCUACCCACUAAUGCCACCUGCUCAACAAAAAUUCAAUCCAAAUGCUGUUCAUGCGGAGGGAUCUACUGGAAAUCAAAAGCCACGCCAGAAAAGACGGAAAUCUUUUUUGGAUCCUUCAUCUUCUUCAGUUCAAAAUGUACAGCAGGAGAUUCAUAUUGAAGAAAAUGCCGACAUUGUCAUACGAUUGUUGGAUUAUAAUUCUGGCGUUGGCUCUAUCAAAUCUAGUGGAUUGCAAAAAGAUCAGCUUCCCCAUUGGCUUUUCACUAAAGUGACGAGUAAUUUCUACGAGGUUUAUAUACUAGAUCCAAAUAAAGAUUCUUGGACUGGAAAAGCCGUAUAUUUUAAACACGAUCCCAAAACCAAUACUGCAUUUGGUAACAAUGGCACAGUACCUAAGCCACUAGAUGUUUUUUUAAUCGCACCAAAUGAGUCUAAAUUAUAUUCAAAAUUAGUCCCUUUCCAAGUUCUUGAAGGGAGACGUCUAUUCUUACCAGCGGAAAAUAACAGACACCACAUUUUUAUAAAAAAUACAAACGGCCAAGUAUACAAAGGAAAGUUGAGGAUUCCAGAUCGUGAAAUACUCAGUUUUAAUUGGGCGCUACGUUACAGACAGUUGGCUCAGAUACAUAAUCCGCAGUUGUCAUGACUAGAUAAAAUGUAGUUGAGAAAAAAAGAGCUGUGAGCACAAGAAAAUCUGAUUGUUUUAAAUAAAAUCUUCGCUUC